Molecule: messenger RNA, 1808 nt
Organism: Cuscuta campestris
Lineage: Eukaryota; Viridiplantae; Streptophyta; Magnoliopsida; Solanales; Convolvulaceae
Source: the annotation of a GenBank genome assembly
AAUACUGCUGCAUUUACUGGAUUUGAUGGUUUAUUUUGCUCCAUGUAUGCUCCUAACCAUUUAUUUGAGUGAAUAUUCAAGAGCUACUAAGUCAUAGGUAGAAGCAUGCCCUUUGGAGUAAAAAUCUGCACAAACAGGUGUGAAAUCUGAUCCAAAUCAGUAGUUCCAGCUGUCCCAGGUUUAAGCUUCAGUUUCCUUAUCCUUUUUGUGUUCAAAGUUUGGUUUCUGAUAUUACAGUUUGCACAAUGAGAAUCUGCACUAUAAAGUCAUAAUUUUUCUUGCAAAAGUGAAUAACCUACCCAUUCAAAUCUGAUUUUUGAGCUUCAAUGGUAAAUAUCUGCAUUAUUAAUGUGCAAAAUUCUGAUUCAGAUCAGCGGCCUUAAGUACCCAAUGUUUUCUCUGUUGUCAAAUUUCAUUUUCCUUAAGGAUUGGGUGCUAUUGUAUGGACAUAUUUAAGCUGAAAAUUGAGACAUAUGCAUUGUUUACAGCUGAUUUUUGGAUACUAAUGAAAAGUUCUGCAUUUUGAAAAGUUAUUUUUGGACUUGUAAGCUGAUUUUUUGAGUGCAAAAUGCAAAUUUCACACUUUUUACAGCUUAUAGGUGCUGAAAUAGAAAAAAUCUGCAAUCUUUUCUUGGUGUUCAAUCUGAUUUUGAGUUCAUCAGAUGCAUAUGUGCUGAAUUAUGAUGUUUAAUAGAUGCAUAUAAGCUGCUUUGCACGUGCAUGACAUAACUAACCUUUUCAUUUACAGUUUUCUGUUUUGAAAAGGCACAAGAAUCUGUGUUUUCAGGAACCUGACUUGAGGCUUGAAAUCUGCAUUUCUUUGAAUCAGAUUUUUAGUUCGUCAAUACUAAAAGACUUGGUCUUAGUCAUGUUUUUGCAGAUUUUAGGUCCAUCGAGCACUUUAAGGAGGGAAAAGUGAUGAGUUGAUGCUGCGUAUACUUUGUUUUUUUAGUUGCAUUCCCCUCUCCCCUUUUCUCUUUACUAAGUCUGUGCUUGCUUAAUAUUUGCAUACCAUAUAGAUGCAUUGGGGACUAUGCACAUUUUAAGUGUGGGGGGAGUUGCUCAUGCUUAUGUCAUUGCUUAAAAAAAAACUUUUGGGGCAAAAUUUUUUCAAAAAAAUAGGUUUUGGGUCCAAAUAUUUUUCAUUCCUAGUUGCAUAUCAUCUUAUUUAGAGCAUUGUUUUCAAAAAUUGACCCAAAAACCUCAUCAUUUUCCUUGGGGCUUUAUUUUGAAAGAUGGCAAGUGUAUACUUUAUAAACCCGCAUUGAGUCUUAUGCUCUUUUCUUGAUAAAAAUGACCUUAAAAUGUUUGAAAUCCUUCUAGGUUACCUUAGAAUUUUGUUUUCUAGAACUGGCCAUUCACAUACUAUCUAGAUGCUGCCUAAACAACCAUUGCUUGAUGUUAAAAUCUAAAAAAAAAGAGAGAGAAACCAGUUUUAGGAGCCUCUUAUUUUUAGAAAAUUGAGUGAUUUUUAUAUUUUUAAGCUUAUUGAUGAACCUUGCUACCGCUGCUAUUAAGCCGUUCUAAACCAUAGGAUUCCGCUAGGAAACUUUUUUGUAGCAGCUUUAGAGCAUUUGUUAGAACCCAAAAAAAUCCACAUCUUAGUUUUCCAUCCUAGUAGGAUUUCUAGCUCACUUUGUUUUUAAAAUGUGAAUGAGCAUAAAGUCUUAAGUGUGGGGGUUUAAAGUUCACUUUGUUUCUUCUUGAUGAUGAUAAAAAGAAAUAAUAUAUUCCUUUUGGCCCUUGAACGAGGACGUUCAACUCUUAAGUGUGGGGGUAUUUGAUAACUCGGGUUUGGGGUAAUAUUU